AUGUCAGGUGAGCCCGGCGUAAAUUCGAAAGAGCAGGGAGGCCAACCGACGGCCGCCACUGCUGUGCUCAGAACUUUGGCUAAUUCGCCAACGCAGAGCAACCCUAGCUUUGAUACGGACCCAAGAGUCGACAAUACACCCAAGAUCCACCCAAAGUUACACCCUAACCUCGGAAUUCAUGAAAAUCGUCCCUCAGACACACAUUCACCUGACCAGACUUUGGACACUUCCUCGCCUUCCGUCGAUCUCGACUCCUUCCCUCUCCCGCCUACCAACAGGGUGCGAUUGGGUCAACACGGAAGCGCCUGGCGCAAAAUCACCAACGAGCUUGGCGACGUUGAUGUCUUGACUUGUGAGGUGUCCGGACGAGAACGAGCCGUCCGUGCCAAGCUCAAUAGCACCGAAUCACCUCGGCGUAGCCUUGGCAGCAGUAUCGCCAGUAUCGCAGGCAUCGCUAGAGCCUCCAAGCAUACCUCUGUCGACUCGGCUCUUGUCGAAGCGAUAUCCCGCACCCUGAUUCAACAGAUCCGGCUCUUUGCUGCCAUGAAAAAACAAGGCGAUUGCACCUUGAACAGACCUGGGGAAUAUUCAGUUGAUGGCGAAUCUAGAAAAUCGAACCACCGGAUGACCUUGAAUCAAUUCAUCAGGGACAUUGACAGCAACGCAGGAAAGACAAAGGAAAAUACCGAAAUAGCUCAACCAGGGUCGCCUUCAGCAAAAUCUGGUGACACUCUUCACACAAUAUCCGCUCUCAUACCUUUUCGUCCCGAGUUUCGGGCAGCAGGACUUGCAGUAACAUCGAAGGACCAAGUCCACAGUCGCCAGGCGUGUUUCUCCAGACCCAUCCCUGACUGGGUGAAACGGCCAGGCCAGCAGCACCCACCCGUCUCUAUGAGACAACGUGCAAGGCAAUUGCUGGUCGACGGUGCCGCGAGCACAGGCACGGAAAUUUCUUUUGCUCCAACGCAGGACAUGGACGAGUGGAGGUUUGCCCUUAUUGACGAGGUGCCGGUGCGGAAACAGAAGCAUGGUCCCAAGGUCAAAAGGGCAAAAAGGCGUUGCUUGCCGUGCUUCUUCGGCGACGAAGACCAAACGACUGAUCCGGAAUGGGCCCAUUUUAAACCACCUCUGGGGAAGAAUACGCUGGAAGGCAACUAUCGAAAGCAGACAAAACGACCCGGCCCUCGGCUGGGAAUGCCUCCAUCUAGGUCUGCUCCUCCACUGCCGCAAACCGUGCAACGUUGCCAUCGAGUUUCCGUCUCUCCAAGCCCUGAAAAAAGAUCUCGCAUCGCAGGCACCGGAGCAAAGCGCCUAGAAACGGAAGCCAAGUCGCAGCAUGAGCACAAGAAAGCGCAAACGAAGCCAGCGCUGCGCAACAGUGUGGAUGCGCCAAAAGGACAAGACCACGUCGAGAAUCACCACGACAAAGAGUUGGACAAGAGAGAACACCGGAGCCGUAUAACGAAUGAAUGCGGCCAAGAGCCGCAUCCAUUGCGAUCGCAGUCUGCACAGGCUCAGUUGGAUCGCGAGGUCAAAAUUUUCGAACGCGAACAUCUAUCUCCAAGACCUUAUCAGAGCGUACCCGGCCAGGAGAUAUCCCGAGGUUUAACGAACAUGCAGGCCACCGGUUCAAAAGGAGAGCGGGUUUGCCCUUCCUCAGCUUACCCUACUUCGUGCCAGUGUCCCGACACGCUCAUUUCUAAAUUGGAAGAAGCACUGAACAAGACAGCAGAGCUCGGCGCCGACGCAGAGGAUCCUCAGGCGGCAAAUAAAAAACCGAGCAAACAGUGUGGCAAGGGGCAACAAGCCGUUUACGACGCUGGCCAUGUCGGAGUCUGUUGCCGCUUCGGCAGAGGGAUUCCGUCGCAAGCCACGGCCCCGCCAAACAUUCCCAAAAGGACGUCAUCUAUACCCGGGAGCAUCAAUCUCGACGAGAUGGACUUGGACGACCAAGACAUUGCAGAUCGUGAUGUUCUGCGAGGCCUGCACGUAGCCGCAUCGGCCGCUUGCGAUGAGGAGGUGGACGCAUUCGUUCGCAGCAAAACGGGCCUGCGAAUCCGCCGAUUCCUCGCAGAUUUGGUCGUGCUCGAGGCCUUUAGAGAGCCUCUGUCUGGCGAAGACAGCGAGAAACGCGCUCGGCGAAGACGAGCAGACAUGAGAAAGUUGAAGCAGCAGGUCCGCCGAUCACGCGAGAGGGUCGUGGAAGGCGGCCGCAUCUAG
Molecule: messenger RNA, 2220 nt
Organism: Drechmeria coniospora
Lineage: Eukaryota; Fungi; Ascomycota; Sordariomycetes; Hypocreales; Ophiocordycipitaceae
Exons: 2
Coding region: 1-2220 (739 amino acids)
Source: RefSeq, a predicted model, not a curated record